AAGCCCCUUCUGAUAUUUUUUGUUAUUAAGUUUACGUAGAGGAAUUACUUGCAUACGUGUAUCGAUAUGAUGACAAUCCAUUGCGAGACGAAGUAAUGAGGCUAGAAAAAUUGUAUGGAGCUAAAUGGAUUUUAGAUCUGUUCAAAAAUAUCAAUCCCAAUGAUGCUAAUUCACUGCAGACCUACUCAGAAAAUUAUGAACGACUAUCUGAUAUAAAGAGCAAUCCAGAUCUUGAUGAAUAUUCCCAAAGUUUAAUAGAAUCUGCAAUAGAGAAGAAGUGGAAUGCGAGAUUAAACUUUGAUCUGGCAACCAAUACAUACUUGAACAUGAAACCUUCAUCCAAAAGCUCGUCUUUGACAGAAAAUAACAGGAAAUCACUUGAUGAAAGAAAAUCAACUCUGGGAGAAACUGAAAAUCAAUAUAAAGAGUCUAAAUUACGUCUUAAAAGAAUGUAUAGGGAAAUGGUUGAAGCAGGACAUUCCCUUGCAAAAGUCUACGCAAAUCCAGAAGUGAAAGCUGAAACAGCAAAAUACGAACAUGCCUUCAUUAAAUAUCUCAGUGAAUUAAAUGAUCAUCUUAAAACAUUGACAAAUAUGGAAGUUCAAAGAAUAGAUGUCCUUGAAUUACUUUCAUUAGAAGAAAGAAUAAAAAUCUACGAAAGUAUAAUGCAGGAAGAAAGUAAGUACUCUCUUUAGGGGUUUUGUUACGUAAUGUAGAAAUAAACUUGUAAUUGUAUGAUAAUAUUGUCUUAUUUACAAACCAUUUUGAAUAAUUCUGAUUUUUCUUCAGUAAACUCAAUUUAAAGGCCUAAAAAUGUGAGUAAUCACCUUAGAAGAUGUUUUCCGAUUUUCACUCGCGCGUUUCAUCCUAUUUAAUAUUCAUCAGUGGGAUGUAUCUGGAUCUUAUAGUGUGGUACUGGGUUCGAGUCCCAGAGUGAACAUCAACUCUGAGAUACAGGUACAUCCGGCUGACAUUUCUGAAAUAGGACGAAACGUGAUUCAAACUGCAUUCCACUGCUAGCCAUUAUGCAACUUCGCUUAUAUUAUUGGAUGCUGUAUUGGCUUUGUUAUAGUAUGCAAUAUUACCUAUGAGUAUUUAUCACGCAUAUAAACUAAUCAAGGUAGUAAAUGGAUUGAUUAAAAUGCAUUAAGUUACUUGAUUGAUUGAAUAAAUGUCUUAGGGAAUGCACCAACUUAAAUCAGAUGACAACCUUUUCACUUAAUAAACUAUCAAAUCAUAUCUUACAAUUACAAAUGAUUGUAGAGCGAAAAUGUCAAGACUCCUUAACAAUUCUUCCUUAAAAUGUGAGACAAUGAAUGUUCUGUUGCAAUCGUCAAUCAUUCAACUAUCACUAGCUUAGACCCUGCUGUCGGUAUGUAUUGGUGCAUAUCGUCAAACCAUAUUAGCAUAUAGAGAUGAAAGUAACAAAAUACAUUGAGAUAGAAUGUUAGCGAUGAUAGUCAUGAAAAUUACACGUCCUUAAUAUUGUUUGAAAUGGUAGAUUUAAAGCGUUUGCAUGGAGGAUUACUGAGGUUCGAUAUCUAGUGGAAGAUAGAGUGGACGAUUCUGAGCCAUGUCAACACCUUGACAACUCCAAACAGUGAUUGUUAUUAACGCAUUGGUUUAAAUCAUAUGUGCUGCACCUACUGAUGAGUUCGGAACAACAAUCUGUGACUUCAUAGACUAAUGCUAACACCUGAUUAGGCUGUCUGUUGGACUAGGAGCAGCCAGUUGAAGCAAGUGGUGAAUAGGCACAGGUGACACAUGUUCCAAACAAUCUAAUCGAUCACAACUUAUAGCUUCCGUUACUCAGUCUCCUGUGCAGCUUCUUCACUCGGCUUUGUCGACAUUUACUAGGUCAACCAGUGCAUCAUUUGUGCGAAUAUCAACUCAUGAUAAGUGAGGUGAUGGAAUCGUCACUCAUAAGGGAAUAUUUAUAGAUAAAAUAAAUAAAAACGAUGAAUGUUGUCCAUCUCUGAUGGAUAUCACAUGACAAUUCUGGUAAACCUGACUACAAUCUCCGACACAAGCAAACAUUCACCAUAAAAAGAUUACUCGCAAGAUUUGUUUGCUGCUAUGGUCUGCAUUUUAACAAAAAAAUUAACACGAAAGCUUUUGAUCAAUACGGACGAAUGAUUUCUCGGAGUCAAGAAAUAGGACUCUUGUUGUAUGCCAUUAAGUUUGCUUGUAUUUAAAAACCUGAAGAGUGUGCAUUUAGUUGAUACAUUCACAUUCAAGUCUAAAACCCGUCCAAGCUCCCAAGAAUUCCUCAUCAACAUCAAAAUUUUGUCAUCAUACGGACACAGAGGCUUGUAUUUUCGUUACUAUACUGGUUAAACCGAUUCUUCUGUGUUAAUUAUGAAAGGAUGUUAAAUCCGUCAUGUAAAGUGUUACGGUCAGCUAUCAAAGCAAGUCAGAUAAGAUGACGUCCGACUAUCAAACUUCAACCAGUGGCUAUAUUAGCUUACUUUUAAAACUGUAUCACUACCGUGAAAGAUAUCCAAGUUUAAUAGAGACGAGUUUUCUGCACUCCUC
Schistosoma haematobium is the source of this 2535-nucleotide messenger RNA. RefSeq lists its product as uncharacterized. The coding region runs from base 96 to 695 and encodes 199 amino acids. The transcript is spliced from 11 exons. NCBI's taxonomy places the organism in Eukaryota, Metazoa, Platyhelminthes, Trematoda, Strigeidida, Schistosomatidae. The record is from RefSeq and is a predicted model, not a curated record.